Messenger RNA from Alexandromys fortis (reed vole), 2669 nucleotides. RefSeq names its product globoside alpha-1,3-N-acetylgalactosaminyltransferase 1 (FORS blood group) (gene Gbgt1). Gene Ontology annotation, molecular function: globoside alpha-N-acetylgalactosaminyltransferase activity. NCBI's taxonomy places the organism in Eukaryota, Metazoa, Chordata, Mammalia, Rodentia, Cricetidae. The transcript has a single exon. The coding region runs from base 1456 to 2091 and encodes 211 amino acids. Gene Ontology annotation, biological process: carbohydrate metabolic process. The record is from RefSeq and is a predicted model, not a curated record. Gene Ontology annotation, cellular component: membrane; Golgi apparatus; vesicle.
UCCUUCCUUCCUUCCUUCCUUCCUUCCUUCCUUCCUUCCUUCCUUCCUUCCUUUCUUUCUUUCUUUCUUUCUUUCUUUCUUUCUUUCUUCAAGACAGGGUUUCUCUGCAGCUUUGGAGCCUGUCCUGGAACUUGCUCUUGUAGACCAGGUUGGCCUCGAACUCACAGAGAUCCACCUGCCUCUGACUCCCGAGUGCUGGGAUUAAAGGUGUGCACCACCACUGCCCGGCGUGGGGGAGCUUUCUGAUGUAGGGCCUCACCUGCCAUGGAGAGGGAGGCGAGAGAAGCCUGGGUGAGGAAUAGUGGAGUAUGGGAAGGAGACUUUGUCCUCCCUGUCUCUCCUGGUCCCUACCACCCGCCCUAGGACUUAAAGUACUGGCCAGAUGACAAGUGGACCUCAGAGGUCAGGUGACCCCUAAAGAUGGAGCCAUGUCAUCCAUUGUGCUAUAUGUCCCCCACCUUCCCUGGAUUCUGUCCCAUUUGCUUCUCAGUGACUGUCGUCCUCCUGGUGCUCAGUGUUUGUGCAUGUAAAAUGGUCAUGUUUCUGAGCAGAUUGUUAAUGCUAAGAUCAAAGAUCACGGGAAUACCUAACAGAGCAGUUUGGAUUUAGUAAAUGUCCUUGUCUCUAAGCCCGAUGACCUAGGUUUGAUCCCCAGAACCCAUUCAUGGCGGAAGGAGAGAAUUUACUCCUGAAAGUUGUUCUCAGACCUCCAGAGGCACACCAUGGCAUGCAUGCAUGCAUGCAUAAAACAAAUUAAUUUUUUAAAAUUUUACAGAAGACACUGGGGAGGACAGCUCAGUUGGCAAAGGGCUUUUCAUGCAAACAUGGCCUAUGUUCUAUUCCCAAAACCCAGACCCCACAGCGCAUGCCUAUAGUCCCAGCCCCAGGGAUACAGAUAGGAACAUCACUGAGGCUUGCUGCCUGGCCAGCCUUGCCAGAUUACUGAGGUCCAGAUUCAUUAAGACCCUGUCUCAAAAAAAAUAAGGUGGCAAGCAACUGAGGAAGAUGUUCGACCUCUGGUACACAUGUGUGCAUAAACACACACACACACACACACACAGAGACAUACAGAUGGUUAAGGAUCUGUCUCAAAUGGGUGUCAUCCACUGAGUAUUCCUGAUUAGAAACACUUGGGCCAGCAGUCUUUCCCAAGUAUAGAUUUUAAAAUUUGUGUAGACUUUAAUAAUUACAAAUCUUAAUCUAAAACUCUGAAGCAGGGCUUUUCAAUGAGGGGUAUUCAGCUUUGACAAGGACUGUGGGAGUUUGACGGAUGAGGACACCAAGGUAAGACCUGAAUGACUCCUUGAGGUGGAGAACUAGAGUAUAGACUCAGGCACGUACUGGGGACCCGGGCAGUGACGGACAGCAUCACUAUCAUCCCCAGUUGACAGAACUGUCAUCCCUAGAUACACCUACUUCAUUCGACCCUUCCUGGAGUCAGCUGAAGAGUUCUUUAUGCGUGGGUACCAAGUACACUACUACCUCUUCACCCACGACCCUGCAGCCGUUCCCAGAGUCCUCCUGGGCCCUGGGCGCCUCCUCAGCAUCGUCCCCAUCCAGGGUCACUCCCGGUGGGAGGAGAUCUCCAUGCGCCGGAUGGAGACCAUCAGCAAACACAUUGCCGAGAGGGCUCACAAAGAGGUGGAUUACCUCUUCUGUCUCGAUGUGGAUAUGGUCUUCCGUAACCCAUGGGGCCCCGAGACUUUGGGGGAUCUAGUGGCUGCCAUUCACCCAGGCUAUUUUGCUGUACCUCGCCAGCAGUUCCCUUAUGAACGCAGGCAAGUUUCCGCUGCCUUUGUGGCAGACAGUGAGGGGGACUUCUAUUAUGGUGGGGCAGUCUUUGGGGGACGAGUGGCCCGGGUGUAUGAGUUUACCAGGGGCUGCCACAUGGCCAUCCUGGCGGACAAAGCCAAUGGCAUAAUGGCAGCCUGGCAGGAGGAGAGCCACCUGAACCGCCGUUUCAUCUGGCACAAGCCAUCCACAGUGCUGUCUCCAGAGUACCUCUGGGAUGACAGGAAGCCCCAGCCCACGAGCCUGAAGCUGAUCCGAUUCUCUACGGUGAAAAAGGAUACCAACUGGCUGAGGAGCUGACAGUGGAGCUGAGAGCCACCCAAAGCCCAGCCCUGCCCACCUCAGUCUACUGGAGGAGUUCAACCAGGAAGAUGACUGGAGAGGAAGUGUAAACUGUGAGGGGCUGUGCACCCACAGUCAUACAUUGUUCCAAUACCAGUGGUUGGACAAGAGGGAGACAGGGCCUGGCAGGCCUCACAGCUACCCAAGGCAUGGAUGUGUCUUUCCAGGACUGGCCCUGGCAUCCAGCCCUAUUCGAAGUGCCUGGUGGCCUGAUUCUGCCCUCACUUAGUACACACUGCUUUUGAGUUGUGUUUUAAUCUGUAGUCUUGGGGAUCAAACAGGGGCCGCUGAAGGGAAGUGCUCCUCCCCCGAGCCCCGGCCUGCUGCCUUGAAUCUGCACUGUGAUAUCCUCGUCCUGAGUACCAUGCUGUUCCCCAGCCACAUGUGUUCUUCACUCCGGGUCCCAGAGCUAGCUCUGAAGCGGAGCAGGCUUAGGUUCCUUCUGGUCACCUGUAUCCCAUGAGGUACCUCACUCUCAGGGACUAGAUGUCUGUCUGUGGUAGCUUCCAAUAAAGAUGGUGUGAUCUAGGUCCUGA